Diaporthe citri is the source of this 597-nucleotide messenger RNA. RefSeq lists its product as uncharacterized. The record is from RefSeq and is a predicted model, not a curated record. NCBI's taxonomy places the organism in Eukaryota, Fungi, Ascomycota, Sordariomycetes, Diaporthales, Diaporthaceae. Bases 1 to 597 code for a protein of 198 amino acids. The transcript has a single exon.
AUGACCAUAGACAAGUGUGCGGGAUUGUGCACCAACUACACCUUCCUCGGCCUUGAAUAUGGCUCGCAGUGCUGGUGCAGCAACGCCAUUCAGAACGGGGCCUUCCCGGUCGACAAUGGACAGUGCGAUACGGUGUGCGCAGGCAACGCGCAGCAGAUCUGUGGCAGCGACAACACGCUUUCGGUCUACCUGUCUCCGCCACCGCCUCCCCCACACCCUUCAAACAACAUCACGUACAGUGCUGCCGGGUGUUACGCAGAGCCUGGCGAUGGGUCGCGGGCGCUGAACAAGUCCCGCACGGCGGCCCUUGACAUGACGCCGGAGUCAUGCUUCAACAUCUGUGGUACGAGCGGCUGGCUCUACGCCGGGCUCGAGUACGGCGAGGAGUGCUGGUGCGGCAACUGGCUGUCGACGGCGGCGACCCUCGUGGACCCUUCGCGAUGCAACAUGAACUGCACAGGUGACGCGACACGGGCGUGCGGUGGUCGGGAGGUGCUCAGCUUGUACAACGGAGCGUACAACCUCAAUGGUGUGGCUAGCCUGCCCCGGUCUUAUGCGCCUAUCUGGGAUAGACUGCUCAAAGGACACGUGCGAUAG